CAGUAAUUUUUUUUUAAUAUUAGAUUUUUUUUUAUAUGACCCAUUUACCGCCAUGGAUUCCAACCAACUAGACGUUCAAAAAUCCCAAAGCUCUUACCUUUAAAGAAAAUGCCAUUGAGACAUAUCUUCAAGCACCUUACCUUAACUUCCAGCUAUGGAUUCUCCACUCUCUCACGCCGUUUCAUUCACCCACCUCUCACUCUCCUCUUCACAAACAUCAACCCCAAAAUCCAACCAUUGAUUCCCGCAGAGACUUCUCUUCCAUUUUCUCAUGGUUACACUUCAGUAACUGAACCUCAAUCUUCUACCUUACUAUCUCCUUAUAUCACUGUGCGUAUUCAAUGUCAAAAAGAGAUUGCUGAUAUGUUUUCUGAAGCUCUUAUGUGCUUUGGUGCAAGUUCAACCACUGUGGGUGAAGAUAACAAUUGCGACACUUCUAAAGAGAUAUGCAUGGAGUCCAUAUUUCCUGAAUCCGAAGAUGUGGAUGUAUGCAUUUCACAGGCUGCUGAUUCUCUAGGCUUAAAAGAGAUACCAAGUUAUGAAGUUACAACAGGUGAGCAUUAUGACUGGAUAAAGAAAACUCAGGAAUCAUUUGAUUCAGUUGAAGUUACUGAAGGACUUUGGAUUGUUCCUGAGUGGAAGACUACCCCAGAUGUUCAAGCAAUGAAUAUUAUUCUGAAUCCUGGAUUGGCAUUUGGAACUGGGGAGCACCCAACUACUAGAUUGUGUUUAUUGCUGCUACAAAGAUUGAUAAAAGGAGGGGAACGUUUCUUGGAUUAUGGCACAGGUUCUGGGAUUUUGUCAAUUGCAGCACUUAAGUUUGGUGCUUCUUUGUCUGUUGGAAUUGAUAUAGAUCCUCUAGCAAUAACAUCUGCACGUCAGAAUGCUGCUCUGAACAACAUAGGACCUGAAAAAUUGCAAUUACGCCUGGUUUCUGGCAAUACUUCCUCUCCUUCAAUUGAUGAUCAGAAAUAUGAUGAAAACCAGAGUUUAUGUGAGCCAGUAGUUGAAUCUGAACCAGAAAAAUAUGAUGUGAUCAUCGCAAAUAUACUUUUAAACCCUUUGCUAGAAUUGGCAGAUGAUAUUGUCUCUCCUGCUGAGCCUGGGGCAGCAAUUGGUCUAUCUGGUAUUCUAUCUGAUCAGCUUCCUGACAUCAUAGAUCGAUAUUCUCCAUUGUUGGACAACAUAUCAGUGUCAGAGAUGGAUGAUUGGGCUUGUUUAAGUGGUACAAAGAAAAUUAUUCUGACUGGCAGCUGAAGGAUAUUUUAGUGUCCAAACAAGAAGAAACAAAAAUGGUCAGUUUAAGAGCUUGGCACCUGAUGGGCAUCUCGUGUAUUACAAUCUUUUCAUCUUGCAGAAUGUCAUUAGAUAUGUUGUUAUUAUAUCACUGAUAACAUAUGAAAUAAGAUCCAAUUCUGUUGUCCCAAGUUCAAUUUCGCUUGCUUU
Theobroma cacao (cacao) is the source of this 1446-nucleotide messenger RNA. Its product is annotated as ribosomal protein L11 methyltransferase-like protein. Gene Ontology annotation, cellular component: mitochondrion. NCBI's taxonomy places the organism in Eukaryota, Viridiplantae, Streptophyta, Magnoliopsida, Malvales, Malvaceae. Gene Ontology annotation, biological process: peptidyl-lysine trimethylation. The record is from RefSeq and is a predicted model, not a curated record. Gene Ontology annotation, molecular function: protein-lysine N-methyltransferase activity.